CGGGCAGGCGCGGUGGCAGGAACGGGCUUACCUGCUUCCCGCCACCGGGGCUGGGCGGGGAGGAGCGGGGAGGAGGGGCCGCGCGCACAACCUGUGGAUCUCCAGGCGGCCGGCGGACCCACACUCGCCGGGACCGUAGGGGGGGCGCCCUUGGGGGGCCCGGAAGACGCGAAAGAGCGAGAAAACAAACUUGGAGAGAGGAGUGACCUGGGGGCCGGGGGCGGAGUCGCCAGCGGGGGAGGAGAGAGUGAGCUGCAGCGAGAGCGCGGCUGGCCCAGGAAGCGGAGAGCGCCGCCCACCCACCCGGGGCGAGAGAGGCGCCGCGGGCAGAGGCAGGCUGGGCCGGGGGCUGCCGGGCCCUCGACCCCCACCGUGACCCCGCAGCCCCCAGCCCGCCCCCAAGAUGAUGAAGAGGCAACUGCAUCGCAUGCGGCAGCUGGCCCACACGGGCAGCUUGGGACGCACCCCGGAGACUGCCGAGUUCCUGGGGGAGGACCUGCAGCAGGUGGAGCAGCGACUGGAGCCGGCCAAGCGAGCAGCCCACAAUGUCCACAAACGGCUGCAGGCCUGUCUGCAGGGCCAGAGCGGGGCGGACAUGGACAAGCGGGUGAAGAAGCUUCCCCUCAUGGCUCUGUCCACCACGAUGGCCGAGAGCUUCAAGGAGCUGGACCCCGAUUCCAGCAUGGGGAAGGCCUUGGAGAUGAGCUGUGCCAUUCAGAACCAGCUUGCUCGCAUCCUGGCUGAGUUUGAGAUGACCCUGGAGCGGGACGUCCUGCAGCCGCUCAACAGGCUGAGUGAGGAGGAGCUGCCAGCCAUCCUCAAGCACAAGAAGAGCCUGCAGAAGCUGGUGUCUGACUGGAACACACUCAAGAGCAGGCUCAGUCAGGCAGCUAAGAACUCAGGCAGUGGCCAGGGCCUGGGCGGCGGCCCGGGCAGUUACACCACCACAGCCAACAAGGUGGAGAUGCUGAAGGAGGAGGAGGAGGAGCUGAAGAGGAAGGUGGAGCAGUGCAAGGACGAGUACUUAGCCGAUCUGUACCACUUUGCCACCAAGGAGGACACCUAUGCCAACCACUUUAUCCACCUCAUGGAGAUUCAGGCCGAUUACCAUCGCAAGUCUCUGAGCUCUCUGGACACGGCCCUGGCUGAGCUGAGGGAGAACCACAGCCAAACAGACCCCUCCCCCUCGAUGAUGGCCGCCCCCUUCUCCAGGGUGUAUGGGGUGCCUCUGGGAACCCACCUGCGAGAGCUGGGCCGGGACAUCGCCCUGCCCAUCGAGGCCUGCGUCAUGAUGCUGCUUUCUGAGGGCAUGAAGGAAGAGGGCCUCUUCCGUCUGGCCGCCGGGGCCUCGGUGCUGAAGCGCCUCAAGCAGACAAUGGCCUCGGACCCCUGCAGCCUGCAGGAGUUCUGCUCUGACCCCCACGCUGUGGCAGGUGCCCUCAAGUCCUACCUGCGGGAGCUGCCGGAGCCCCUGAUGACCUUUGACCUCUAUGAUGACUGGAUGAGGGCAGCCAGCCUGAAGGAGCCAGGAGCCCGGCUGGAGGCCCUCCAGGAGGUGUGCAGCCGCCUGCCCCGUGAGAACCUCAGCAACCUCAGGUACCUGAUGAAGUUCCUGGCACUGCUGGCCGAGGCGCAGGAGGUGAACAAGAUGACACCCAGCAACAUCGCCAUUGUCCUGGGGCCCAACCUGCUGUGGCCCCCUGAGAAAGAAGGGGACCUGGCCCAGCUGGACGCAGCCUCCGUCUCAUCCAUCCAGGUGGUGGGCAUGGUCGAGGCUCUGAUACAGAAUGCAGACACCCUCUUCCCCGGAGAUAUCAACUUCAACGUGUCAGGCCUGUUCUCAGCGCCUGCACCCCAGGACAAGGUCAGCGACAGGCCGGCUUCCGAGGAGCUUCCAUCGAUUGCCACACCCACCCCGGCCCCUGCACCAGCUCCGGCUCCGGCCCCUGCCCCAGCCUCAGUGGCUCUCAAGGAAAGGGCAGAGUCUGAGGCACCCCCCAGACCAGCCUCCCCCAAGGUCAGUAGGAGCUCCCUGGAGGCAGCGACCCCAACAGAGGACAUGGCUCGGAGGAGCACCGGGAGCCUGGCUGCUGCCGUAGAGACAGCCUCAGGCCGCCAGGCCCUGGUGGUGGGCAAGCCCAGCCCCUACAUGUUUGAGUGCAUCACAGAGCACUUCAGCGUGGACCCCAGCCGCAUACUUAUGGUGGGCGACCGCCUGGAGACCGACAUCCUCUUCGGCCACCGCUGUGGCAUGACCACCGUGCUCACGCUCACAGGCGUCUCCCGUCUGGAGGAGGCCCAGACCUACCUCGCAGCUGGCCAGCACGACCUCGUGCCCCAUUACUAUGUGGAGAGCAUCGCGGACAUGAUGGAGGGGUUGGAGGACUGAGCCCACCUGACCAGCAACUGCGGCUGCAACCCUUGCUCACCCUGUUCCUGUAGAUGGAGGUGAUGGGCCAAGAGCUGCAUUAAGGGCUACCAGCUCCCUGGCCCCAGUUUCUACCCUGGUGGGGCUGGAACCCAGGGAAGAUGUCAGGGCCCUUGGACCCCCUUCCAGCAGUGGCUGGGCACUCUCCUGUCCCAGAAGCUGCCCCCUCCCUGCCACUGGUUUACCCUGGCCUGACCCAGCCAGGUGGCCUUAUAUCCUGCCCUGUGACCUCCGCUUGUUUAAAUCUGGGCCCUGCUGCCUUGUGAGGACUUCCCCCAACCCUGAGCACUUAAUCCCCUACCUCCUCCCUGGGGCCUCUAGGGCUCUGCCUGCUCCUGGGUCCUGGCCCUGGGUUCCUACUGACCGAUCAGAGGUCUAGGUAGCCAUGAAUCAUUAUUGUCCUGAGCCCUGAAUGGACCGAUCAGAAGGCUAAGUGAUAGUGACUCGUUGCUGUUGGGUCUUGAGUGGACCAGUUGGGAGCCUAAGCGACAAUGACCCUUUCUUGUCCUAGGUCCUUGGUAGACCAAUCAGGACCCUAGGUAAUAAUGACCCAUUAGUCUCUUGGAUCCUGAAUAGAACAAUCCAGAAGUCUGAGAGACUGGCCUCUUGACAAUCUGGGUCUGACUGGACCAGCCAGGGGUCCAGAUUUCUGUUCAUAAAUACGGGUCCAAGUGCUGAAGACACCCCUCCUCCACAAAGGGGGCCACUUGGUGGCUCUGGGAGCUUCUGUAGCUGAGAGCCCCACCCUCCCUGAUCACGGUACCAGACCAGUGUUGACGGUGGUCACAGCUUGGGAGGGGGCCUUUUGUGGCCCGCCCCGCGUGCUGUCAGUGUUUGCUGUGCCACCUCUCCCCCGCGCCCACCCCCAGCUAUUUAUUUAUUAUUGCGUGCCAGUGAUGGUGGGGCUGGGGGCUGGGCCUUCCCUGCCACCUCCACCCCUGUUGUAACCAGUCCUCCCGUACUUAAUAAAGUGCGAGUGGGAGUGUC
Lagenorhynchus albirostris (white-beaked dolphin) is the source of this 3415-nucleotide messenger RNA. RefSeq names its product chronophin. The transcript has 18 exons. Bases 404 to 2389 code for a protein of 661 amino acids. The record is from RefSeq and is a predicted model, not a curated record. Gene Ontology annotation, cellular component: intracellular anatomical structure; cytoplasm; cytosol. Gene Ontology annotation, biological process: regulation of Rac protein signal transduction; signal transduction; regulation of actin cytoskeleton organization. NCBI's taxonomy places the organism in Eukaryota, Metazoa, Chordata, Mammalia, Artiodactyla, Delphinidae. Gene Ontology annotation, molecular function: protein binding; pyridoxal phosphatase activity; GTPase activator activity.